AUGGCGGCGACGCACCACCCGGCCUCCCCGACCGGCGCCGGCGCCGGCGGCAAGUCCCCCUCCUCCUCCCCCUCGCCGCCGACGCCGGUGCGCCUGGCGGCGUCGCAGGCGGCGGCGGUGGCGGCGUCGCAGGCGGCGGCGGUGGCGGCGAUCCAGCCCAGCUCGCCGCGCUACUUCUUCUCCUCCCUCGCGGCCUCCUCCUCGCCGCACCGCCGCAUCGCCAUCGCCGUCGACCUGUCCGACGAGUCCGCCUUCGCCGUCAAGUGGGCCGUGCAGAACUACCUGCGCCCGGGCGACGCCGUCGUGCUCCUCCACGUGCGCCCCACCUCCGUGCUCUACGGCGCCGACUGGGGCUCCAUCCCCGUCACCGUCGAGGACGGCGACGAGGAGGGGGGAGGAGGCGCGGCGCCGGCGUCCGGGGACCCGGAGGAGGACGCGCGGAAGAAGCGGGAGGAGGACUUCGACGCCUUCACCUCCACCAAGUCGCAGGACCUGGCGCAGCCGCUCGUCGCCGCGCAGAUUCCCUUCAAGAUCCACAUCGUCAAGGACCACGACAUGAAGGAGCGCCUCUGCCUCGAGGCCGAGCGCCUCGGCCUCUCCGCCAUGAUCAUGGGCAGCCGCGGCUUCGGCGCCUCCCGCAGGGCAGGUAAUGGCAGGCUAGGGAGUGUCAGCGACUACUGCGUGCACCACUGCGUCUGCCCCGUGGUGGUUGUCAGAUACCCUGAUGACGCCGGAGCGUCGGGCGGUGCCGAGUCUGUGGGGGAUGAGCUAAGGACGGUGCCUGAGAACGAGGUGGUGUUCCAUGAGGCGCCAGAGGGGCAGAAAGAGAAAACUGAGGGUAAUAGCAAAGCACAGAGCAGCCAGAUGAAAGAGGAGAGAGCAAGUCUUGCUUGA
Messenger RNA from Triticum turgidum subsp. durum (durum wheat), 894 nucleotides. The record is from the annotation of a GenBank genome assembly. NCBI's taxonomy places the organism in Eukaryota, Viridiplantae, Streptophyta, Magnoliopsida, Poales, Poaceae.